CAUUACUCACCAUGCACACUUCCUGAAAGCUUUCCACAUGUGAGAAUAUCUGACUUCCACAAACGUGUCGCGUUAAAUUACUUCUGGUGAUAACAAUGGAGUCAAACUAUUCUACGUGCGGAAAGGUUAAUUUUGAUUUUACACACAGAUUCUUACCCACAGUGUACGUUGCCGUUUUCACACUUGGACUACUUGGCAACUGUUUUGGUCUGAAAUCUGUGUAUCAGAACUGGCAAAAAAUGGGUAACGUAAAUAUCUUUGUCCUCAACCUGUGUCUGGCUGACCUUUUAUACAUUUUGACUUUGCCUUUCCUGGUGUUUUACUAUGCAUCGAACAGUCAAUGGACAUUUGGACAUGUUUUCUGCAAGAUCGUGAGGUUCUGUUUCUGUAUGAACCUUUACGGCAGUAUUGGUUUCCUCACGUGCAUCAGCGUUUACAGAUAUCUGGGCAUCGUUCACACUUUAAGAGUCAAGGGAAGAAUAACAGCGAGACAUUCAGUGAUGAUUGCUUCGCUGGUUUGGCUUUUGGUCUUUUUUCAAUGUCUGCCUGAUUUGUUCUUUAUAAAAACCGACAACAGCAACACGAGUUGCUUUGACACUACUUCAGACGCCUAUAUUAAAGAUUACCUAAAGUACAGCAUCGGAAGGACGGUUUUUGGAUUUGGGAUUCCUUUAUUAAUAAUGCUGUGCUGCUAUGGACAUGUGGCUUUUACUCUAAUGACAAAGAAAGAAACGGAUGUCAUUUUGAAGCUGAGAUGUCUUAGACUGGUCGUGGUCUUGACACUGCUGUUCUCUAUUUGUUUCAUUCCUUAUCAUAUUUUCAGAAACUUCAACCUGGUAACUCGAAUCUACAAGUUACUGGGCAAAUGUCACAAAUGGUAUUCCAGUAUUUACAUUGCCAACCAGAUUGGAAAUGGACUGGCAUGCAUGAACAGUGCCAUAAACCCACUGGUUUACCUCUUCAACAGUGAUGAACUGCUUAUGAACUGCUGCAUGCGGCAUAAACGGAGCCUGGCAAACUGGAGGAAUUCAAGAACAUAAUUAAGGAAGAUGAGUGCAUCACCAUCUGAUGAAUGGAUUCUUUCUGUCAUAACUUCAGUUUUUCUUGCCUUGAAGUCAUGUCUGCUUAUCCUGUCUACGAUCAGUGAAUGAAACUGAUUGAAACAGAUUAUUAUCGCAUUUAUUUUGGUUGUAUUUGUAAUUCACUGUUCCACAUUAGAUACCGUCACUGUGCAUCAUUUGCAUCGUGUGACAGGAAAUGUGCUUGUAACGGUUUGUGUUUCCUGAGAACAGCCUAGGUGUAGCUCAAGCUGUGCCUCAAAUACUGGAAAACAGGGGCACUGUCUAAUUUUGUGUCAAAUGAAAAUAAAUCUCUUCUUUCCUAAGAAAUAAAAAGUAAACCUGGGAAUAAAUACUCAUCCAAAUGUAACAAACUAAAAUAAACUUGAAGUCUACAAAGGAUAAAAAAAAAACUGAAAAGAAUUCUUGACUUUAAAAACAAGUUGAAUGUACCAUAAACUUAACCAUGUUUUUUCUAGUAAAAAAUUUACCCAUAGUUUUUUGUAACUAUUGUAUGGCUACUGUAGAAUUAUGGUUCAUGGAUUAACUAUAGUAACCAUUUUUAUGUGUAUUUUCUGUUU
Messenger RNA from Triplophysa dalaica, 1639 nucleotides. RefSeq names its product P2Y purinoceptor 1. The coding region runs from base 96 to 1040 and encodes 314 amino acids. The record is from RefSeq and is a predicted model, not a curated record. Gene Ontology annotation, cellular component: membrane. The transcript has a single exon. Gene Ontology annotation, biological process: G protein-coupled receptor signaling pathway. NCBI's taxonomy places the organism in Eukaryota, Metazoa, Chordata, Actinopteri, Cypriniformes, Nemacheilidae. Gene Ontology annotation, molecular function: neuropeptide receptor activity.